This is a messenger RNA of Miscanthus lutarioriparius, 873 nucleotides long. The record is from the annotation of a GenBank genome assembly. NCBI's taxonomy places the organism in Eukaryota, Viridiplantae, Streptophyta, Magnoliopsida, Poales, Poaceae.
AUGGCAGACCUUGUGAUGGGGGCGAUGAGCUGCCUCGUCCCCAAGCUCGGCGAGCUGCUGAAGGCGGAGUACAACCUGCAGGCCGGCGUGAAGGAGCAGGUCAGGUCCCUCUACCUCGAGCUCGAGGGUGCUCAAGCCGCGCUCCGCAAGGUGGGCCAGGUGCCGUGGGACCAGCUCGACGAGCAGGUCAAGCUCUGGUCACGCGACAUCAGGGAGGCGUCCUACGACAUGGACGACAUCCUUGACACCUUCCUUGUGCGUGUCCGGGGCUGUGAUUCUACCGGGGAGAAGGGCUUCCUCAAACGCCAAGUGCAGAAAAUGUCCAAGUUGCUCACAAAGAGCAAGGCACGCCGCGAGAUCAGCGUCGCCAUCCAUCACAUCAUGAGACAUGUCCAGGAGGUGACGGCACGGCGUGGAAGGUUCAAGGUCGACGAUAUUGCGGCCAGGCCAGCCACUGCAUCGACCGUUGAUCCUCGUCUUGCGGCCAUGUACACACAAGUGAACAAGCUUGUUGGGAUCGACAAUUCAAGCAGUGGGCUCAUGUCCAUGCUGCGGGACGAUGUGUCCAAUUGCAAGAUGAAGACAGUAUCCGUUUUUGGACCUGGUGGGUUAGGCAAGACCACUCUUGCAAGGGCUGUCUAUGACAAGCUUAUAGGCGAUUAUGAUUGCGGGGCUUUUGUUUCUGUUGGCCGUACGCCUGACUUGAAGAAAGUUAUCCAGGGGAUUCUUAUCAAACUUAACAAGCAAAGAUACAUGCAUUUCAAUUUUGCACUGUUGCAUGAAAUAAGUCAAUUCAUCGAUGAACUACGAGAGUUCUUGCUUGAACACAAGAGGUACGCAUCAGCACUCUGUUUUGAAAUUUUCAAUUUGUAG